AUGCUGCGUAACACGGGCCAGAUAGGUCCAGGUAAUGUGUCUCGCUUUGCUCAAGAGAAAUACAACUUUUUUCCUGUCCUCGAAUCAGCAGCAAUCGCACCCGAACAGCCGACAUCAAUUGGACCCAUUUUGGAUCCUGAGAAGAUUGAUGAGCCUUUGGCCGGAUAUUCUGAGACUACUCACAGCAGUGUCUUUGGACCACAUACAUCAUUGGACAGUGAGACAUCGAUACCAGCAUUGCCUCAAGGUUUCAACGAUCGCUAUCUGUAUCCUUCGCUUUGCAAAAAUGAGCAUAUGCGACUCACGAUGUUGUGGUAUUAUACAAGAGGUCUUCAGGAGGAUGCCGAACUACUUCAGAAAUUGUCUCAAAUACUGGAGAUGGUCAAGCAAUUCUUGGGUGGUUGGGAAAUUGGGAUCAUCGGCAUCGUCGAAGCUGAAACCUUUUCCCGUAUUGUUACCACGAACAUGUCAUUGGCUAUGAUACCACGCCGGGAGAGCCCCUGCUCCCACACGAUAAACCAGCAUCCGGGAACAGUCUUCACGGUCAGAGACAUGUUGGAGGAUUGGCGAUUCAAAUUCUCACCACCUGCUGAAUAUGGUGGACUGAGGUCCUACGCUGGUACCCAAGUAUUGUUGACUCGACACGAUGGCGAAACCGUCAAUUUUGGUUCCCUUUGUCUUGCCAGCCGUAGUGUUCAAGCUCCUUUAGACGACAGCCAAAAGCGCAGCCUGAUCCGAGCCGCAAACAUGGUUAGCGGAGAAUUGGUGUCAAGGUGUAGAUUACGCCGCUUGAAAGAGCGACAGGUUAUGAUGGACGUGCUAAACCGACUUCGUUCCGAUGUCCACCAGGGCAACAUUGAAGCAUCCACAAUCGAGGCUCUAGCACAACAAUACCCAGAUUCUGAGGUCAGUAUCGUUCACUUGCGGAAUAACGAAUUUGAUCUUCCAUCAGCAAUCAAGGUAACGCUCGAAUCUGUUGAAGGUGGGUUUUGGGAGGAUGACGCUUUCGUCAAGAGCAAAAUCGAAGCUGCACGAUGCUCGUAUGAACCGUGCGAUCGCCCAGUACGCGCUGUCAUUGGUCAGAUCACACCCAAUGACCAGCUUUUGAUUGUAUCUACCUACAACAUACGCUAUAUAUUCGACGACCUCGAUGUGUGGUUUACCGAGCAGGCAGCAUCUAUCAUUCAUGAUGUUCAGCAAGCACGCUACCUCAAAGAAGCACUGGCCGCUAAGGAACGCUUCUUGUCCUCCAUAAGACACGAGCUGAGGACGCCUAUUCACGGAAUACUUAGCAGCGUCGAGCUGUUGGGCGACGAGCUUCGGGCACGGAACCUGCUGACCGGCGUUACUUCUCAACAAGAGGCACCUCUGGACUCUUUCCUGAAGACAAUUCGCUCUUCUGGAACCGAGUUGAUGACAACUGUGAACAACAUACUUCGACUCAAUGCAAUUUCGGGUCACAGUCUGGAUACGUCUGCAGUAGACUCAGUAUACGACCUACGAUGUAUCGAAGCCGACCUGCUGGACGAGACAUUGGGUAAUUACUCCGAAGAGGCACUUAUGGGCUUAUCCAUACGAUUUGAAAGCUCUCUUGCUGGUUCCACUAUCGUUGGCAUCGACUGGGAAAUGGUCAAAGAAAUAUUGAAAGCGCUACUCUUCAACAGCGUUGCUGCAACUCAGGUUGGCAGCAUUAUCGUUACAACAACCUCGACCACAACCGACAACUUACUGACUUUUGAUGUUACCGAUACUGGACUUGGCAUUGCAGAAAGAGACCACGAUAGGAUUUUUGUGGCAUUCGAAAAAUUACAAGAAUACUCUAAAGGUGCCGGACUCGGUCUGAGUCUCGCAAGUCUUAUGGCGUCCGCAUUGAAGGGAAAGCUGUAUCUUGUCUCGUCUCAGGAAGGAGUCGGCUCUCGUUUCCGCCUGGAGAUACCCUAUGUUGAGGUUGACACUGCUGCCAGGCCAACCAUGCCAGUGCGCCACGCAACACGCAAGACCCGCCAUGUCCCACAUACCUUUCACAUCAUGAAAGGACCAUCGAAGAAUCUCCAUCUGCUCUCUCAUCUGGAGGAAUACCUGAAGUCUUGUGGUUUGGAGAAGAGCGACGUAGCCGAGGGAUCUUUGAUCAUCUUGAGCGAACCAAACCCUUUAACUGGCUAUGACGACUGCCCUAUACACCUACUUGAGAAUCCCCAUCCUGUCUUCAUCGUGAAGUCUGCUCCUACUGACGACCACUUGCGAGCUUGUCUGCUGGACGCCCUGAAACCACACCACAUAUCUAUCCUCACCGGCCCCUUCUUCGCAGCUCGGCUCGACGACAUCCUUGCCGAAGCCGAUGAAGCUAUCGCAAAGCAUGAACGGCCCGACCCUACACCCCAGCCACUCAUCCAUUCACCAGAUGCUCAGCCUCGCUCCAACAGCAACGCAAGCACAGAUACCAAUUCUUGCGAAGCAACACCACCACCGACCCCAAUCGUCGAGUUAGAGAGAUUAGUCAUCAGUACCCCAGCUCCUCCGACGCCAAAACCUAUCAAAGUCCUCCUAGUCGACGACAACAAUGUCAAUCUCUCCGUCCUGCAGUUCUUCUGCAAAAAAAGAAAAUUCGAGUUUGGCUCGGCAGUGAACGGUAACCAAGCCGUCGAUUUGUUCCGUUCAAUGAUCAAGCGGCAGACAUUCACGUUAAUCCUGAUGGAUCUGCAGAUGCCUGAGUGCGAUGGGAUCUCGGCGACUAAGCAGAUUCGCGCACUUGAACAACAGGAAUGCCUUCCGAGGUCGAUUAUCUUCAUGAUUACAGGACAGGAUUCUGUGGCUGACAGGAAAGCGAGUUUCGAAGCGGGCGUUGAUGAAUUUUUCUGCAAACCAGUGAGUAUGAAGAGAUUGAGUCAGGCUAUUUCGCAAUGGUUUCCCGAGGCUGCUGUGUCGUGA
Molecule: messenger RNA, 2928 nt
Organism: Lithohypha guttulata
Lineage: Eukaryota; Fungi; Ascomycota; Eurotiomycetes; Chaetothyriales; Trichomeriaceae
Exons: 1
Coding region: 1-2928 (975 amino acids)
Biological process (GO): phosphorelay signal transduction system; protein autophosphorylation
Cellular component (GO): plasma membrane
Molecular function (GO): histidine phosphotransfer kinase activity; phosphorelay sensor kinase activity
Source: RefSeq, a predicted model, not a curated record